UACUGUUUGUCACAAGGUUUAUUCAUAUUCAAUUAUGCAAGCUUGAUUGAAUUUUUUAACUUAUAUUUUAGUAAUUUUACUUAAUCGUUUAUUCAAAGAAGAUUAAAAUCACAUAUAGUUAACAAAAAUAAUUAUAUUUGAUAAUUGUAUACAUAGUUUUUUUUUUCAUUUUAUUAAAUUAUGAUUAACACUCCGUGCGAGCAACAGGUAGAUGAACCAGUAGAUCAUCCGAAAAUACUAUCGACCUUCAAUAACCGAAAUUCGACGUAUACGUCCGGAAUAAUCGAAAACGGUCUAAUAGAAAUCGAUAAAAGAAAUGAAAUAUUUGACGUUCCACAACAAACAGAUAACGUAUAUGUACAUUUAUCAAGUAAACCUAUUAGCCAAAUGCUAGAAAACUGGAACCAUGAAGACCGAACAAUGUAUCAACAAAAUCUUACAAAAUCCGAACUAAGGUAUCCAGAUUGUUGUGGUAGGUCCACGCGGUAUUUCACUGAUCAUUACCAUCCACAUUCGCCAACCAAUUUCAGAAGUCUGACCACAAGAAACUUAUACUACGAUUAUUACGAUCCACCAAUGGUGACGCACAAAAAAGAUCUAGAGUCCAAGUAUUACGGACAGGAUGCGAACGGAAACGCCACUAGAUAUUCGACACAAGGUGGCUCGCCAUUGUUUUUUAGCAAGUCCGACGUAUUUAACUAUCACUCGACGCAUAUGCACAUACAACCACCACCUCCACCACUGCUGAUCAACAAAGACAACGGACAUCAGGAUGGCGGAGGAGUCUCGGAAUCAUCGGUCGCGUCCUCGGGACACGAAAUGAGCAGUGGUGAAGGAUACGCUGGAAGCACCGUUCCACCACAGCCCCAACGACGGGGUGCGUUACAGUUAUGGCAGUUUCUGGUCACGUUGCUGGAGGACCCGAACAACGCAUCGUGCAUCAUGUGGACCGGAAGGGGAAUGGAGUUUAAACUAGUCGAACCGGAAGAGGUGGCUAGGAGAUGGGGUUUGCAGAAGAACAGACCAGCCAUGAACUACGACAAAUUGAGCCGGUCACUCAGAUAUUACUACGAGAAGGGUAUAAUGCAGAAAGUAGCUGGCGAACGGUACGUUUACAAAUUUGUUUGCGACCCCGAGGCGCUGUUCAACAUGGCGGCCACCUACGAUUACGCAGCCGUCUCCGACACGUCCGGAGGGCCCAACGGAACCUCCGCCGCGGCCGCCGGUUCUGCUCCUGCCCCGAAUGUGGCUCAUAACCACCAUCAUCACCACCACCAUCAUCACCAGCAACUGGCCACCAGGUACGCAGCAGCGGCCGCUGCUGCUGCGGCUGCUGCCGCCGCGGCCGCAGCUGCGGCCAACAUGCACACGGGCGGCUCGGCUUACGGCGGAUCGUUACCACCACCGCCGCCGCCGCCGCCACCGCCACCGCCGCCACCGCCGCCGGCCGCAACCGGUGGCGCGAUCGACGAAGACGGCGGCUACGGGUGCAAUUACGGUGGUGAUAAUUCGAUCGUGACCGAGGUGACCACGGGAGUGGCGGCGGCCAGCGUGGUGACCACUACGUCUUCGUCCUUGUCGUCUUUGUCAUCCCUGUCGUCCGCGUCAUCCUCGUCGUCUUCAUCAUCGUCAGCGUCAUCGUCGUCGUCGUCGUCGUCCUCGUCGUCCUCGUCAUCCACAUCGCCGUCGGCCGAUCGUGGUAUUAAGGCCGAACAUACAAGAGACGACGAUGAUUGUAAGCCAGUGGCGUUGGCGGCCGGAAGACGACACCAACAUCACCAUCAACACCUCCAACACCACCACCAACAGCAAAGAGGAGAGUCCAUCAUCGACCUUCAACACAAUCACAAUCAUCAUCACCAAGAACACCACCACCAUCAACAACAACAACAACAACAACAACAACAACAACAACAACAACAACAACAACAACUACAACAACAACAGCAUCAACAGCAUCAGCAGCAGCAGCAGCAGCAACAACUGCAACAACAUCAACAUAGAAAUGAAAUGGGUGUCGAUCACCAACAUCACCACCAUCACCCGUCCGUGGUCUCUGCCGCCACUACACCAACCGAAGGGGGUUACUGGUCGGCCGGAGUCUUCGUCCGAUAGUAUUACCGUACAAUCGGCACAGCUUGUAGGUAUUCGCGUGUUUGCUUAUGCACAUAAUAUGUAUUUUUGUACAAACAUAGACUAUAUAUAUUUAUGUAUAUUUUCGUCGUGAGAUUAUUAACAGAAGUUAUGAAGUACUCGUGUCGAUUACCGAGUUAGGCGUAGAAGGAAAUAGCAAAAAUUACCGAGCGAGAAUGUAUUUUUUCUGUAUCUCGAGGAACAUAAAAAUUGUAACUAGUUUACGUUUUCCGAAAAAAAUAUUUUUUUUUUUUCAACUGAAACAAAAAAAAUAAGUAGAAGUAAAUAAAUCAAUCACUCAAUCAUCUGUACAGAAAAUGGUAGACAGUGAUAUAAGCGUAAACCUUAAAUAUGUCAAACAAACCAUAAAUAAACCACUUAUUUACAGGUUAAUUGUUCCAGGCGAUAAAACGAAUAUGUUUUGAAAAACAUAGUUAGUUAUACCAAGAUUAAAGUCGAUAAUGCUAUAAUUACCGUAACGAGUAUAAAAUAAUCGUUGCUACACGAAAUUUGAAACUGUCACGCAAACGAAGACAUUACACACAAUUUGUAUGAUCAUGUAGGUAGUAUAGGUAGUUUUACACGUGGUUUGUUACAGUAAUCGUGUCUCAUCCAGGGACGGAUUGACACAACAUUUAGGCCCCGACAAUUUGUUUAGAAUGACCCCGGCUUAGUUAAUUAAGAGGUCCAAAACGUUUGACUCUAUUUAACGUAUUAUUACCGAUACUUAAUAUUAGUGCUUACUGAAUAUGGAUAACAGCAUGGUCUGUAGAACCAUUAUUAAUCAAUAUAAAUAUAAUACUAAAGCAUAGGUCAAAUAAAAUAAACUAUUAAAAAAUUAAUAAUAUUGCACUUACUUAGUAUAAUAUAACAUGUACUAAAAUGUAAUAUUGUGUGCUACUAUUGUACUUAGUUCCUUGCAUUGAUCAGCAUUGUACCGUGUAAUUAUAAAGUAUACUUACAAUACUAUUUAUUCGACUAUAGUCAGCUAUUCAACAAACAAUUAAUUCAAUGUUAGAAAUUUAGUGAACAUUUCAGAAAAUUGGGUUGGUUAGAAAAUGUAAAAUAUAAAUUUUCCUCAUGAAUCGUAGUUCGAUCUCCUUGCAAUGAUGAAUGAUAUAUAUUUAUGUAUAAUAUGUAUUUGUAUUUUAUAAACAAAAAAAUAUUUACGAAUACACCCGAAGCGUUAAAAAGGAUUCUCAAGAUCCCGCGUACUCCCGGCAAUGAUGGAUACUGACAUCAGUACUCACAGGAUGAAGGAAAUUCUACUUAUCUUGGUAUCUUCAUAAUGUUUUCCGCCGUAAAAAAAAAAAAAGUAGAAAAAUAUUGCAAGUGAAAUGGUAUUAUGACCAGUCAGUAGUCUGUAUCAUGGACCGUGUCGUAGCCAGAAAUUAUUUUUUUUGUGAGAGAGGGGGGUUAAAUUUUCUAUAUAAGUACUACAUUGUUUGUUUUAAUAAGUCGAUUAAACAAAUGUUAAAAAAUAUAAAAUGUGUUGUUAUCUAGUUUAUUGAAACUGUGAAUACUGUUUAAUGAUCACAUAACAACUACGUCUUAAAACUAUUGUGUAUUUUACAAAAUAAGAAAGACAUUUCGUGAGGAGGGGGUUUAUAACCCACUAACCGCCUCUGACUACGCCUCUGAUCGUGGACACGUAUCACAUUGAUAUUACUGCAGACAUUACUACACGCUUGCGCAUUUACAUUACAUCCGAAAAUGAUAUUUUUUUUGAAUUGCGCCACGCGUUGAUGCUUAGCAAAGGGUUCGAAGUGCGUGCGCGGUUUGCUAACAACAGGUGUACCCGAUAACUAGAGCUAGGAUUUUAAUGACCUAAAAAAUACACAAAAACGCACUAAAAAAAAAUGCAAAAAUGAC
This is a messenger RNA of Sipha flava (yellow sugarcane aphid), 4005 nucleotides long. RefSeq lists its product as uncharacterized. The transcript is spliced from 9 exons. Gene Ontology annotation, molecular function: sequence-specific DNA binding; DNA-binding transcription factor activity, RNA polymerase II-specific. The record is from RefSeq and is a predicted model, not a curated record. Gene Ontology annotation, biological process: regulation of transcription by RNA polymerase II; cell differentiation. Lineage: Eukaryota; Metazoa; Arthropoda; Insecta; Hemiptera; Aphididae. The coding region runs from base 181 to 2115 and encodes 644 amino acids. Gene Ontology annotation, cellular component: nucleus.